This is a messenger RNA of Populus euphratica (Euphrates poplar), 1416 nucleotides long. It is a transcript of the gene PTAC5, whose product is annotated as plastid transcriptionally active 5. Lineage: Eukaryota; Viridiplantae; Streptophyta; Magnoliopsida; Malpighiales; Salicaceae. Gene Ontology annotation, cellular component: chloroplast. Gene Ontology annotation, molecular function: protein disulfide isomerase activity. The transcript has 6 exons. The record is from RefSeq and is a predicted model, not a curated record. The coding region runs from base 91 to 1290 and encodes 399 amino acids. Gene Ontology annotation, biological process: chloroplast organization.
CAGAAAAAAAAAUCUUCUUUGCAGUCCGGCUUCUUCUCUCUCUCCUUCUCUUUUCAUUUUAUUUUAUAUCCCAAAAAUCUAAUAAUAACGAUGAUGAGAAUGUCUUCCUCUAGUUUUCCCCUCUCUCUAAAUCCUAAACCUUUUCACCCCCACAAGCAAUCUCACAGCACACUCUCUCCACUCCAAUUCUCCAAGCACACAACAGUACUACCAAUCUCAGGCUCUACUCUUUCAAAACCUCAUUACAUCUGCUUCUCUUCUAAUCCAGACCGAGAGGAAUCCUUUUGGCUCCGAGAGGAACAGCGGUGGCUACGUGAAGAGGAACGGUGGCUCCGUGAAGAGAAGCGGUGGAGCCGCGACAGAGAAUCGCUCCUCACUCAAAUACAAUCCUUAAAGCUUCAAAUCGAAGCACUAGAGAAUCGAAUCUCAGUCCUUCAAGGAGGAGAGGAUACGGUAGCUAAAGUAGGGCUGUUACUGCAGGUUUUGAAGGACAAGAAUAAUAACAGUUUGAUUGCAGAGAGUGGGUCCAGUGCGAGACCUCUUGUGUUGGAGGAGAAUGUGGUGGAAGAACAGAAGGAAGUGAUUGAUAGGGUUUUGGAGGAGAAGAAGGAGAAGAAGGAGAAGGAGAGGAAAACCCUAAGGAAAGGAAGCGAAGGAAAACAAGUAAAAGAGAUGCAGGACGCUUUGCAAAAAUUGGGAUUUUACUCAGGGGAAGAAGACAUGGAAUAUUCUAGCUUCUCAAGUGGUACUGAACGUGCUGUGAAGACCUGGCAAGCAUCUUUAGGUGCCUCUGAAGAUGGAAUAAUGACAACAGAGCUCCUCAAAAGGUUAUAUAUGGAGCAACAUAUUGAUGCUCCGAUUUCAAGUAUUAGCGAAACUCAAAAGGGAAGCGCUCAAACUGUUCCAGCAGAGGAAGGUUCUGAUGGAGCUGCUGUUACGUCGGUAACAGAAAUCUCAGAAAUACAUCAGAAAGUUGUGAAAGAAGAAGCAACAGAAGUUGAGGUAUCGCAUCAUAGAGUAUUUCUUCUGGGGGAGAAUCGUUGGGAAGAACCUUCUAGACUUAAUGGCAGAAAGAAACAAGUUAGUGGGGGCAAAACGAAGGAUUCCACAAAACAGUGCCUUACAUGUCGUGGGGAGGGUCGUUUGUUGUGCACAGAAUGUGAUGGUACUGGCGAGCCAAACGUGGAGCCCCAGUUUUUGGAAUGGGUUAAUGAAGGAGCAAAUUGUCCUUACUGUGAAGGCCUAGGGUAUACAAUAUGUGAUGUGUGUGAAGGAAAAACAACAAUUUAGGUAUAGCGGAUACUUUUUUGAUAUAUCUGUAUACAAGCAGGUCUUAAUCUUACAUGCAGCAAGAGCCUUGUAUUAUAGAUCCAGGAUACAGCAUCCAUAAUCGACAUCAUCAAAUUCUUUAUGCAA